CAACAACAAGGAGAAGACCACCAUAAAAAAAGGAUGCUGUACUCAGAUAAAGGACCUUUCGGAUAAAUUAUUGUUUCGGUUAAAAUGUGGAAUUACAGAUUUUUGUUAUAUAGCAAAUAAUAUAAGUUCCACAGGAGUCUAUCUUUUGAACUGAAGGAGGUGUUUUGUUAGUGGUUUGCGCAGUCAGCGCAGUCAGGGGUUGUGGGUGCGUCUCCUCAACUCUGGAAACAGCGCACAAUCUGUGUCAUCAACUGUAUAUGUUUACAAAAACGACGCCGAUCAACCUUAAAAUGGAGAAUUGUUUUAUGUUUGUAUUACUUUUCUGCGGUGUGUUUGGUGAUCCAGAUGAAGUGAAGAUCGUGUUGGAGGGAGAUUCUGUGACUCUACACACUAAUGUUACUGACAUACAGAUAAAUGAUGAGAUACGGUGGAGGUUUGGUCCUGAUGGCUCUUCCAGUCUUCUAGUUCACAUUGAUCAGAAUGUUCCCACAUAUAAAGAUUCGGCUGAUGGAACAUUUACUGACAGACUGCAGAUAUCAAACAUUAAGACUGGAGAUCUCACCAUCAAGAACAUGAGAAUCAAACACUCUGGACUUUAUAAAGCACAGAUAGUAAGACCUACUGGAGUUACAAACAUGAAGUUCAGCAUUGAGGUCUAUGGUGUCCCACAUCUGACUGAUCCUAGUGCAGGUGAAUCCAAGACUGUGUUGAAGACUGAUGGAGAAUCUGUGACUCUAGACACUGGUGUUCAAACACAGACCGAUGAUCUGAUACUGUGGAGGUUUGGAGAUGUUGGUGUUCUCUUGGCUAAAGCUGAUAAAGAAGACAACAAGACCUCAAUAAAUGAUGCUGAUGAUGGGAGAUUCAGAGGCAGACUGAAGCUGGAUGAUCUGACCGGAUCUCUCAUCAUCAGUGAUGUCCGAAUAUCAGAUUCAGGAGAGUAUAAACUGAAGAUCAGCAGUAACUUUAAAAAGACAUUAUACAAGAGAUUCAUUGUUUCUGUCAGUGAACGAAGACUAUCUCCAGGUGAAAAGGUAACGAUAGCUAUUUUUGUCCUGCUAGCUGCUGCUGCUGUUAUUGGUUUGAUUGUAAAUCGCCGCAAUAAUUAUGAACAACAAAAACGAAACGUUCAAGAGAUGACGGUACUUAGAGGACAUUCUGUCAAUCUAAAGACUGAUGUCAAUAAACCUCAGUUUGAUGAUGUCAUCCAGUGGAGUUUUAGAAAUGAUUUGAUAGCCUCAUUCAAUAAGAGCAACAGUGAUGAAGAGAGACUCAUAGACAGACUGCAGGUGGAUGAUCAGACUGGAUCUCUCACCAUCACAAACAUCAGAACAGAUGACGCUGGACUGUAUAAAUUAAAGAUCAGCAGCAGCAGUCGAGUGAAAUCAUUCCUUCAGUUCAUCACCGGUGGAGGACCAUCAUACUAUCAGUUCAAUGUUAUUGUCAAAGAUACAGUGGGGAAAUUGGAAAAUAAUACUGUCUCUCUGUACACUGGUGUUACUGAACUAAAGUCAGAUGAUGUGAUCCAGUGGAGGUUUGGAGAAACUCUCAUAGCUGAAAUCAAUAGAAAGAACAACAAGUUCACUACAGAUGAUGAGAUAUUCAGAGACAGACUGAAGCUGAAUGAUAAGACUGGAGAUCUCACCAUCAGAGAUCUCAACACUGAACACACUGGACACUAUAAACUGAAGAUCAUCAACAGUAAAGGAACAUCAUGCUGUCAGACUGAAGUUAAUGUCAUGGAGGGACUCAGAUCAGUAAAGUCGGGAGAUUCUGUUUCUCUAGUCCUUGAUGUUGCUGGUAUACAGAAUGAUGAUGUGAUUCAGUGGAGAUUAGGAGAUGAAGAAACUCCCAUAGCUGAAAUCACUGAACUGAAUAAACUCUCAUAUGAUGAGAGAUUCAAAGAGAGACUGAAGCUGAACCCUCAGACUGGAGAUCUCACCAUCACAAACAUCUCAGCUGAACUCUCUGGAGUUUAUAAAGCAAAGAUCAUCAGCAGCAGUAGAGGAACAGAAUACAGAACAUUCAGGGUUGCCAUCUCUGUGAUCGCUUAUGAGGAUAAAUCUCUCACUAUACACACUGACAGUAAAAUACAGAGCGGCAGUGAGAUCAAGUGGAUCUAUGAUAAGAAAACAUGUCUGGUAACUGGUAAGAGUGGUGAUGACAGUGAGACCAAAUUUACAGAUGAUUGGACAUUCAAGGACAGACUGAAGAUGAAUCAUGAGACUGGAGAUCUCACCAUCACAGACAUCAGAUGGACAGAUGCUGGAGUUUAUAAACUACAGGUCAACAGUAAUGGAAAGAUCUCAUACAAGAUAUUCAAGGUUUACUUCAAGGACAAUGCUGAUGAAAAUGACCCGCACAAACAGAAAUCAGUGGCUAAUACAGUUUGGAAAUAUGAGAAUGAUUCUGUCACUCUGAACAAUGAUGUUACUGAACUACAGUCAGAUGAUGUGAUCCAGUGGAGGUUUGGAGAAACUCUAAUAGCUCAGAUCAACAGAACGAACAACAAGUUCACUACAGAUGAUGAGAUAUUCAGAGACAGACUGAAGCUGAAUGAUAAGACUGGAGAUCUCACCAUCAGAGAUCUCAACACUGAACACACUGGACACUAUAAACUGAAGAUCAUCAACAGUAGAGGAACAUCAUACUCUCAGAUUAAAGUUUAUGUCAGGGAUGAGCAGAUUCUCAGAUCAGUAGAGUUUGGACAUUCUGUCAUUCUAUACACUGAUGUUACUGGAAUAGAGAGAGAUGAUGUGAUUCAGUGGAGAUUUGAAGAUGAUAAAACUCCCAUAGCUGAAAUCACUGGACUGAAUAAACUCUCAUAUGAUGAGAGAUUCAAAGAGAGACUGGAGCUGAACCAAAAGACUGGACAUCUCACCAUCUCAAACAUCACAUCUGAACUCUCUGGAGUUUAUAGAGCAAAGAUCAGCAGCAGCAGAGGAACAACAUACAGAACAUACAGGGUUGUCGUCUCUGCGUUCGCUUAUGAGGGAGAAUCUCUCACUAUACACACUGACCGUAAAAUACAGAGAGGCAGUGAGAUUAAGUGGAUCUCUGAAGAUAACAUCAUUCUGGUCACUGGAAAGAAUGGAGACGACAGAGAAACCAAAUAUACAGAUGAUGAGAGAUUCAAAGACAGACUGAAGAUGAAUCAUGAGACUGGAGAUCUCACCAUCACAAAGAUCAGAAAGACAGAUGAUGGAGUUUAUAAACUACAGAUCAGGAGUGAUGGAAAGAUCUCAUACAAGAUGAUCAAUGUUUUUGUCAACGACGGCCCUUCUCCAGAUCAGAAGCAGAACUCAGUGUGUAAAUAUGAGAAUGAUUCUGUGACUCUGAACACUGAUGUUACUGAACUACAGUCAGAUGAUGUGAUCCAGUGGAGGUUUGGAGAAACUCUCAUAGCUGAAAUCAAUAGAAAGAACAACAAGUUCACUACAGAUGAUGAGAUAUUCAGAGACAGACUGAAUCUGAAUGAUAAGACUGGAGAUCUCACCAUCAGAGAUCUCAACACUGAACACACUGGACACUAUAAACUGAAGAUCAUCAACAGUAGAGGAACAUCAUACUCUCAGUUUAAAGUUUAUGUCAGGGAUGAGCAGAUUCUCAGAUCAGUAGAGUUUGGACAUUCUGUCAUUCUAUACACUGAUGUUACUGGAAUAGAGAGAGAUGAUGUGAUUCAGUGGAGAUUUGAAGAUGAUAAAACUCCCAUAGCUGAAAUCACUGGACUGAAUAAACUCUCAUAUGAUGAGAGAUUCAAAGAGAGACUGGAGCUGAACCAAAAGACUGGACAUCUCACCAUCUCAAACAUCACAUCUGAACUCUCUGGAGUUUAUAGAGCAAAGAUCAUCAGCAGCAGAGGAACAACAUACAGAACAUACAGGGUUGUCGUCUCUGCGUUCGCUUAUGAGGGAGAAUCUCUCACUAUACACACUGACCGUAAAAUACAGAGAGGCAGUGAGAUCAAGUGGAUCUCUGAAGAUAACAUCAUUCUGGUCACUGGAAAGAAUGGAGAAGACAGAGAAACCAAAUACACAGAUGAUGAGAGAUUCAAAGACAGACUGAAGAUGGAUCAUAAGACUGGAGAUCUCACCAUCACAAAGAUCAGAAAGACAGAUGAUGGAGUUUAUAAACUACAGGUCAACAGUGAUGAUAAGAUCUCAUACAAGAUGAUCAAUGUUUUUGUCAACGACGGCCCUUCUCCAGAUCAGAAGCAAAACUCAGAUGAACAGAUAUACAGAUCAGUAGAGUUUGGACAUCAUGUCAUUCUAUACACUGAUGUUACUGGAAUACAGACUGAUGAUGUGAUUCAGUGGAUGUUUGGAGAUGACAAAACUCCCAUAGCUGAAAUGACUGGAGGGACUAAACCCUCAUAUGAUGAGAGAUUCAAAGAGAGACUGAAGCUGAACCCUCUGACUGGAGAUCUCACCAUCACAAGCAUCACAUCUGAACUCUCUGGAGUUUAUAGAGCAAAGAUCAUAAGCAGCAGUAGAGGAACAGAAUACAGAACAUACAGAGUUGUCGUCUCUGUGAUCGCUUAUGAGGGAGAAUCUCUCACCAUACCGACUAACAGUAAAAUACUGAGCGGCAGUGAGAUCAAGUGGAUCUCUGAAGGUAACAUCAGUCUGGUCACUGGAAAGAUGGGAUAUUUUUAUGUCACAGAAACCAAAUGUACAGAUAAUGAGAGAUUCAAAGGCAGACUGAAGAUGAAUUCCUAUGGCGAUCUCACCAUCACAAAGAUCAGAAAGACGGAUGAUGGAGUUUAUGAACUACAAAUCAGCAGUGAUGGAAAGAUCUCAUACAAGAUGAUCAAUGUUUUUGUCAUCAACAAGGCUGUUGGAAAAGUAAAGGACAAACAGAUAUCAGACAAGGCUGUUGGAAAAGUAAAGGACAAACAGAUAUCAGACAAGGCUGUUGGAAAAGUAAAGGACAAACAGAUAUCAGACAAGGCUGUUGGAAAAGUAAAGGACAAACAGAUAUCAGACAAGGCUGUUGGAAAAGUAAAGGACAAACAGAAAGCAGUUUCAGGCUAUACUAAAACAAGAAGUUCAAAUUGAAUGAAUGAUCAACAGUUGUGAUGCCUUUACUGAAUGAAGCAGAAGAUGAAGUUUGAACAGCUGAAUGCUCAUCAUCACAUCUGUAACAUCAUUAACAUCUAGAGUUUUACUAUUUCAUGAUCCGUCCUCUUUAAAAAAAAAUCAUCUUCAUGGGUACUGUUGAGCUCGACUGAUAAAAGCUUUUAAAACUAAAGUCACAGGUUUGUUGAUAAACAUUUAAACAAACUUUCAUUUAAACUGCCAUUGACACUGAUCAAUAUUCAGAAUCUGUUUAUAUUUUAUAUUUCAUAUGUUACUCACUGCAUAGCAUAUGAUCAGUUUGACUCUCAUGUGUUUGAUAUUGUGUGAUUUUAGACAGUAUUGAUUUAAUAUCUGAUGAUGAUGAAAUAUUAUAUAUACAUGUAGAACAUCUUCAGUCUUUCUCUAACCCGUGUCUAAUCUGCUUUUAAACACAUUUAUUAAUGCAAUAUCGCUCGAGUAGGAGUUUAUGUAGUGCUCUUAUAUCGUCAUGGUGGUGAUUAGGGAGAGCGAGAUUGCAUUUAUAUAUCAGUUUGAUGUCACAAGUGUGUAGAUAAAUCAGAAACAUCAUCGGAGUUUAGUUAAAACCGGUUUUUAAAGAAAUGAACUACUUUCUUCCGCCACAAAUCCAAGCCCAGCAUAACAGUGAAACUUUUCCUAAUUUGUGCUGCUUCAGAGACUGUAAUACGAUUCUGAGUAAGGAAGGAAGGAGGCGGGAACUGUCGACCACUAAAUCGACUUUUAAUAAACAACAAAACGAAAGGACCUCACGGACUAGUAAACACUACACAGCCAACACAAACCCAGUUAAAUACACCAUAAUGUCAAGGCCUGGUCCUCUCUUGUCAUAGACUCCUCUUGCUCGUCUCUUUUUGCCUCCCGAACUUCUCUGUGGGAGAUGCGAGCCGGUGUGCACACAGCUGACACUACUAAUCACUCGCGCCACCGGCCUCGCACCUUUCCCAUACGGCUCUAGUCCCGCCCCGCUUGUCAAAGAAGAUCAGUGAGAAUGUGUUAAUCCCAUUACUCUGCGGCACUUUACAUUGACCUACGAGACGUUGCCAUUUGCAUGCGUUUACCUUACUAUUCCUCUCACACUGCCACCUCUGACCAACAGUUCAACGGUUCAACCGUCAGUACUGAAUACAUUUUUAAGAGAUAAUUCACUGAGGAAUACUAGAGUUAAAAAAAAAACAUACUGUAAACUUUAGGUGAAAGUGUUAAUAAAAGUAAAUUUUCCAUCUCAACCUUAUACAUUUAAGAUCCAUUUUACAAUUGAAGCCCCCGCCCCAACGUUCUCAUCCUAAUGAUAUGAUGUCUUUUCUUCAUCCCCACACUAUUGGAAUUACGAUCUCAUAAUCAGAACUUUAUUUAGAUUUUAGUUAGAUUUUCAUUUAGAAGAAUCUAAAUACAUUCAGUAUAUAUAAUUCAAAUACAAGAGGUUAAAACAUUUAAAUAUGUAGAAUCUGAAAUAAAGAUGAAGUUAUGUGUUUGUAUUAAUCUUUACUGAUUUUAUAUAUUACAUUUUUUUACUCUAGAACUAACCCUAAACAUUGGUCUACAAGUUGUUUUAAUAUAAUCAUUCAAAUUUUUUUUUUUGAGUAUUGUUAAGGACUGAGUAUUGUAUACUAAAAUCUAUCGUUUACAGUGAUAAUUACACAUUAUGAAUUUUUAUGGUUGUGACCACUUUAAUGUUCUUAAUGUCAUAAUUACAUUAGUGUGUAACAUAUUUUGUACGCCCCUGUCUGUUUCAUGAUUAAAUUAGUAGA
Messenger RNA from Triplophysa dalaica, 6844 nucleotides. RefSeq lists its product as uncharacterized. The record is from RefSeq and is a predicted model, not a curated record. The transcript has 25 exons. NCBI's taxonomy places the organism in Eukaryota, Metazoa, Chordata, Actinopteri, Cypriniformes, Nemacheilidae. The coding region runs from base 258 to 5057 and encodes 1599 amino acids.